GUGGUGACGAAGAAGACGAAAGUCCGUGACGUCACCGACGAUUCCAUUAUUAGCCUAGCUUAGCCGGGCUUCCCCUGCCCCGGCCCGGGCAAGCUGCUCAAAAUUGACGACCGCGCCCAAAUUCGUCUUGGCCGCGCGCUAAGCACGUCUUCGCGACCACGGCGAGCAGGCUAGGCCAGCGUGAGCACGAUUCCUGAGUUCGUCGCAGAAGCGGCCGUUCCACGCCGAAGGUCAUCGGGACAGGUAGAGCGCAGCCAUGUCGGCCUCUGCCGAGAAGAAAGAGCCGUCCAAGGAAGGCGAGGCGAAAGCAGCCGGGAAGCCGGAGGACAAUGUGGACAAGGACUUCGUCAUCUUCCACUUCCCCGGCGUCGAGCAACCGGAUGGGACGUCGGCGGGCUGCGAGACGCUCAAGAUCCCGAGGGACGCCGCCAUCGACCUCGUCCAGAAGGUGCGUCCCGCCGUUGCGCGUCUGGUCGAGCGGUGCCCCUGUAACGACCCGGAGCCCGAGGGCCCCGAGGCCGCCGAACCCAUGGUUCCCUGUGUCGACUGCAUGGCCGAGCUGAAAGCGGAGGCGCGGCGCAUCUCCACGAAGGCCAUCGUCCAGACGGCCGUGUCCGACGUGGCUAUCCAGCAGCCGUGUCCGUUCACGGCGCAGUCGUUGACCAUGACUAAGACCUGUCCUGUUCCCCCGCAGGCUGCCCCGCUGCCAGACAAGAUCACGCAACAGAUGACUUUUAUCAAGAUCAGCUGCGGCAAGUGUGGCGCCGAACAAGUCAUGGACCCGGCUCAGACUGCGGCCGUCAAGGCUCCAGCCGCCGCUGGUGCCGCGCCCGCAGCGACGCCUGGCGCCACGCCCGCAGCGACGCCUGGCGCCACGCCCGCAGCGACGCCUGGCGCCACGCCAGCAGCGACGCCUGGCGCCUCCAAAACCGGUGCCGGUCCCUGCGGCGGCCCCGGCCUGAUGAACGUCGUCAGCGCCGGGCCCGGCACCAACACGCACAUCCAAUUCAGCUGCAACUGCCUCGAGAAGUUCGGAUUCGCACCCAGCGGUAGCGGCGUAGCGCUGCCACCCAUACCGCACGCGCCCAACUGUUGCUACGCCUUGGGCAACGCGCAGCCCCCCGCGGGCAGGGCAAGUUCGAGUCGCGAUCACAACGACCUCGUCCGAGACCGGCUGAUCGCCGAGGAGCGUCACAUGAUGGAGCGGUUCGAAGAGGACGACUACGACGACGCCUGGCCGCGAAGGCGAAGCUACCAGGAGUUCGAAGAGCGGAGAACGUACGGCAACGGUGGCGGUAGGUCGCGCAGCAGCAGGGGCGUUGAUGGCCGUCGUGACAGGUUUGAGGAAGAACUGGGCGACUUUAACGAAGAUGCCGACGAUUAUGACGGGCGGUACACCAUCAGGCGCACGUCCUCGGGAAACGUCGCCAUCAUCGGUGACGAUAACUACCAAGUGCGCGUCGCGGUCGGCGGCAGAAGGUCGGCAGGCCGAAGGCGUGGUUACCGCUGAUGCAUAAAAAGCCGUGGUCUCGUUUGGCA
This is a messenger RNA of Dermacentor albipictus, 1539 nucleotides long. RefSeq names its product transcriptional regulatory protein AlgP-like. The record is from RefSeq and is a predicted model, not a curated record. Lineage: Eukaryota; Metazoa; Arthropoda; Arachnida; Ixodida; Ixodidae.